Acaulospora morrowiae is the source of this 321-nucleotide messenger RNA. NCBI's taxonomy places the organism in Eukaryota, Fungi, Glomeromycota, Glomeromycetes, Diversisporales, Acaulosporaceae. The record is from the annotation of a GenBank genome assembly.
UUGACGACAAAAACAUGGCAAAAAGCAUUCGUAGUAAGAUCAAACGUCAUUUCCGUGCGAUUAAACGAAAAACCGUUUUUGCACCUGAUGCGGCUUGCGGCCAAACAAUCAAAGAUAGUGGAUGUCUCAACGCAGCGACAACAAGACAUGACCGUAUCAGCCGAAGACGAUUCUAUUUUGCAACAGACACGACUUUCAGCGGUCGCUUCGGGUGAAAUUCAACCUUCUUCAAAUUUAGGUAUAAUAGAAGAAAUCCCAGGUUCGUUAUUUUAUGAGAUUUUGGGUUUUCUCGACCCAGACUCGAUUGACAUAAUGAAUCUU